Messenger RNA from Penicillium bovifimosum, 4281 nucleotides. RefSeq names its product Mtc5p. Bases 1 to 4281 code for a protein of 1426 amino acids. Lineage: Eukaryota; Fungi; Ascomycota; Eurotiomycetes; Eurotiales; Aspergillaceae. The record is from RefSeq and is a predicted model, not a curated record. The transcript has a single exon. Gene Ontology annotation, molecular function: protein binding.
AUGGAACCGAGGCCUCUGACCUCGGCCAUGGAGAGCCCGACUUUUGAAGAGGACAGCUCUUUUCAUGUAGAGCAACCUGUGGGAUCAAUGUCAAUAUCUCCUUGUGGACGUGAUGUCGUUUUAGCCUCCAAGGAGGGUUUACAUGUCAUUGACCUCGACUCACCUUAUUCUCCACCUCGAUAUCUCCCGCAUCACACGCCAUGGGAGGUAGCCGAUGUACAGUGGUCGCCAUUUGCGGCACGAGAUCAAUGGGUUGUCAGUACAUCCAAUCAGAAAGCUUUGGUCUGGAAUUUGGCCAUGAAGACCUGGCAGAACUCCAUCGAAAUCGUACUUCAUGCCCAUUCCCGCGCUAUUACCGACAUCAACUUUUCCGCAUUUCAUCCAGAUCUCCUCGCGACUUGCUCGGUGGAUAGCUUUGUGCAUUGCUGGGAUCUGCGUGCUCCGUCGCGACCGGCCGUCUCAUUCUCGGAUUGGUUCACUGGCGCCACUCAAGUGAAAUGGAACAGACAAGAUCCCCAUGUCAUCGCAAGUUCUCACGACCGGUUCCUUCGGAUCUGGGACGACCGAAUGGGCGCUUACCCAAUCAAGUCCAUUGAAGCUCACAACACCAAGAUCUAUGGAGUUGACUGGAACCGUGUUCGACGCGGUGCGCUGGUCACAUGUUCCCUAGAUAGAACAAUCAAGUUCUGGGACUAUACUUCCGAUUCGGCAGAUGUCCCAGAGAAGCAGAUCCGCACACCAUUCCCCGUGUGGCGCGCACGCAACACUCCAUUCGGAUGGGGCGUGCUUGCAAUGCCACAGAGAGGUAAUAAUGAUCUUCAUCUCUACAGUCGACGAGCUGGAGAUGGCUCAAAUCCUGAGGAUGAUUUGCCUUUGGUGCAUAGCUUCCCUGGACAUAAGGGACAAGUAAAAGAGUUCCUGUGGCGACCACGUGGAGGGGUAGCAGAUGGAAUCGACCACCGUGAAUAUCAACUUGUCACGUGGGGAACAGAUAGGGAGCUACGUCUUCACAAAGUUGACCCUGAGAUUCUUCAGCGUGUCGGGUAUGAAAAAGGCAAAUCCUUUAUUUCCACUCGAACUCUGACACGACUCGGUGCUGCGUAUCGCACUUUCCGUGACGUGAAUACAGAUUUCGAUUUUGAUGACGUUGACGCGCCUUCUUCCUCAGUUGGACUUCAGACCCAAAGCACUAUGGCAGGUACAGGCAUGAACGCUAUCACGGUUCCCCACACCCGUGGUUGGGCAAAAGGAGCCCCUGUUGAUCGAGUUGGCAUGCAACCGAGGUCAAAUUUCAGAGCGGACACAAAUCCCAUUGCGUGGAUGCGCGGCGUGAAGAUCUCAGGCUGGGAUGUCGAGACCUUGGGAGAUGAAAUUAGUCACGUCGGUGAAAAAUUCACCAAGGUGUCAUUUGAUUCAGUUGAUGUUCGGCAAAGGAAAAUUUCUAUCUCUCUCAAUGGGCCUUGGGGCGCUGAAGGUGCCUCAUUAUUCUUGAAAGUGGACAUCAAAUUUCCCAUGAGCUAUCCCAAGACUGCGAUCCCAACAUUCGCAUUCCAGAAGACAGCAGCUGUCACCGAUGAAUGGGCUGCGAAGACCACAGCCGAACUACGAACAAUUGCUGAAACCUACAUGUCCCGAAAUAGGGGGUGUCUAGAAGGCGCCGUACGUUAUCUUCUAGGUGAGAGCAGCCUGGAAGAAAGUAUCGCGUGGAUCCUGGACGAAACUGGGGAUAACCUCAAGUCCCCCGUCAGCGGCGACAUGGAAGGUGAAUCCAGUGACGAGGAUGAGGUCGGCAUGACCCAGAGCCAAGAGCUGGGAAUGAGCUCCGAGCUACUUCGCCCUGUCAACGCCAAUGUCAUGGUGCCAGUGGCUAAAGUGUGCGGAGCACUUUGGGCCAAUGAUGGCCGCCUCAUAUGCUUUUUCCCACCAAAACCAAAGGUCGACAAAUCAGCUGAGCUGUUUGAGAAUAUGGGUUUCAAAGAGAUGACUCGAUGGUCAAGAGGAGACAAAGUUUUCGAAGGCUUCGGCCGGCUACAAACCAACUCACCUGGUCCCCGCAAAAUGGGAACGAUAAGUACCGAUGACGGUGCCUCUAGCGAUUCAGAGGAAUCUUAUACAGACAGCUCGAGCUCUUCAGGCUCCUCUGAUGUUCUUUCUGGACUACCGACCCGCUUCCCCGCCUCGCAAACAUGGCGCAGUGCCGGCAGCUAUGGCAUACCUCGACCAAGAUCAACGGAUAAUUCUCAGCGGUCUACUGGCGGCGGUGGCACAGUCAAAUCAGAGUUGCCUCAGAACAUUGUGUCUAUCCAUAACCUCAGUGAUAUGUUACCAGUCAAGCGGGAGUUGGCAAGCCAAUAUCGUAUCUGCGGCAAAGGAACAGACGUAUGCGCCCAUAAUGCAGCCGUUGCCCUUGACGCUGGUUGCUACGAAUUGGCUCAGAUAUGGGGUCUGAUCAAACUGAUUUUGCAUGUCAGGAAACGACCAGGCACUUCGCCCGAGUCCGGCCUCUUGCAAAAGCGUGUGCAGCGAAAGGAGGGCGGGCGUGGUGGUUUGGGCAGAGAUGGGUUGUAUAGAGACUUGACGGGCAGUAUUAUCCGGUGGGGGGAUCAUCCUCUUGGCAGUCACUGGCUAAUCCCUGCUCUCUUUGAACACUUCGAAGCCAUUGGUGACGUGCAAAUGGUGGCAAUGCUCUCAUGCGUACUACUGGAAGCCAGCCAAGAGGGAGCGUUGGAGAACCAGAGAGCCAAAAACAAACCUAGCCAGCAGGCCUUCUCAUUGAAUUUCUCUGCCCCAUCGACGAUCCAAACCAAGCUGCCAGUUGUGACGCCAGGUUCAUCUGUUCCUAAAGAGGUACCGCCUAUGACCGCUCCCCAGACCUCAGCGCGUUCGUCUAGUGAGAUCUGGCGUCUUGAUUCUACGCCUCCAUAUUCAACAGGCACUACGCCCCCUUUCAUGUCCCGCCCACGCGGAAUCGCUGCUGAUCGAAAGUCCCUGAGCCAUUCUGCGUCUGUGGCCGCAUCGCCCGACCAGCAAUCCCAAACGAAGAGUGGAUCUGGGUUCGGAUCCGUACUGGCUUCGUCAUUGUCGCGUUCAUUCACAUUUGGACCGUCAUCUGCGUCGCCGCCGACGAGCAGGCUGGACAAGAAAAAGGGGACACCCCAGGACAGCCCGGGUGUGACAAAUGGACAAGUAGUAAGUCAUUUCCCUGUUAAACAUGGCACAAGUUCGAUCUGUCUAACCUCAAUUGCUCUCCAGUCACAGGCUCAAUCUGACACUGAAAGCGACCAUGCACCCGACCCUACACCGCCACCCGCAAAAUUCAAGAUCACGUACAAGAACCAAAGCGAAUUUGAAAGCGACGGACCCGCGCAGCAUUCGUUCCUCGACCGAAGCAAAGAGCUAUUGUAUCAAUCAUACCGCGCCGCGUAUGCGAACCUUUUGGCAAUUUGGGACCUUCCCGUCCAACGAAGCGAAGUGCUGAAGAUUGGAGCCGUGGCUGAGCGAGUGGACGACCUGAGUUCGAGUAUGUACUGGAACAGCAUGACCUCUACAGAAACGGUGGUGGAUGACCUACAACCGGAGUCAAAACCGCAAGCUCUUGACUUCCAGCGCCACUGCGCUAGCUGCGGUCACGCGUUGCAGCGUUCCAUUUUCGAUAAACACCCCAACACCCCCGACACGCCGUCGAAGCGACCGCAAGACAACUUAUCAGGUCGCCGAUGUCCCAAUUGCAAGCCACGACGGCCGCUGCCAAUCAAACUACCCUGUGUGAUCUGCAGCGAGGUGGUCGACGGUAUGCUGAUUCCCUGCCUGAGCUGCGGGCAUGUCAGCUGUUUCGACUGCCACCAACGCUGGUUCCUUCGACCCGCCGACAAGCUCGAUAGUCCGUUCGACCACUCAGACCAGAACAAAUCCCUUCCAACCUGUCCGACCGGAUGCGGCUGCCAAUGUUCUGAGCAUAUCACCGUGGACGUCCCAAUGCCCUCGAGGGAGGCAGUAUCCCCCGGUACCACAGAGCCUAUAACCGUUUCCCACCCCAGCUCUACACAGAGGAAAAAUUCUCGUCGCCGACAGUCUGAGCCUCUGACCUUGGACACACCUCGUAAAGAGGUAUUACAUUCUGGCCAGCUUGAACAUGACCUGGACGCGUGGCAAGAGUCAUCGCCAUUUGCAUCUCUUGCCCGGGGUCUCGGCGGUGGCCUGAGUCGUGGCCUGCGGGCGAAAGAGGAUCGGAGGAAGAAUAACUCUAUCGCCCUUGCACCACCGAAUGCGAAGAAUGCUUGA